Molecule: messenger RNA, 1698 nt
Organism: Paramecium tetraurelia
Lineage: Eukaryota; Ciliophora; Oligohymenophorea; Peniculida; Parameciidae
Exons: 7
Biological process (GO): protein folding
Cellular component (GO): chaperonin-containing T-complex
Molecular function (GO): ATP hydrolysis activity; ATP binding; ATP-dependent protein folding chaperone
Source: RefSeq, a predicted model, not a curated record
AUUAUUUAAAAAUUAAAUUAUCUAAUUUAUGCUAUCCACAGCUGCAGGUUUCCAAUCUAUGCUCAAAGAAGGAGCUCGCCAUUAUCAAGGAUUAGAAGAAGCAAUCCUAAAAAAUAUUCAAGCAUGCAAAGAAAUUUCUAACAUGACUAAAACUUCAUUGGGCCCAAAUGGAAUGAAAAAAAUGGUUGUGAAUCAUAUCGAUAAAAUAUUUGUCACAAGUGAUGCAGCAACAAUCCUCAAAGAAAUGGAAAUCUAACAUCCUGCCGCCAAGAUGAUCCUUAUGGCAGCCAAAAUGCAAGAGACUGAAUAAGGUGAUGCUACAAAUUUCGUUAUUACUCUAGCUGGAGAGUUAUUGUAAUAAGCUGAAAGUUUAAUUAAACUAGGAUUACAUCCAAGCUAAAUUGUGGUUGGGUAUGAGACCGCAUUGAAAAAGGCAUUGGACUUACUUGAUGAACAAAAGGUAUGGGAAAUAACUGAUGUUGCUGAAGAAUAAUAAGUGUUUUAAGCAAUUAGAACCUCAUUGAGUAGUAAAUUAUCAGACUAUUCCAAUUUGAUUGCUGGUCUUGUAGCCAAAGCAUGUAUUAGAUGUUUGCCAAGAGAAAAGUCUAAUUUUGAUUCUGAAUAUGUUAGAGUUACUAAAAUCUUAGGAGGAUCUGUUUUGGAUAGUCAUGUUUUAUCUGGAUUAAUAGUAACUAGAAAUGUGGAAGGACAAAUCAACAGAUUGGAGAAUCCUAAAAUUUGUGUAUUUAAUGCACCAUUAGAUCCAUAAUAAUCAGAAACUAAAGGAACUGUUUUAAUUAAAAAUGCUACCGAAUUAAAGAACUAUACAAAGACUGAAGAAGAUCUUGCUGAAAAGAUAGUCAAGAGCAUUGCUGAUGCAGGAGUUAACCUCAUUGUUGCUGGAGGAAGUAUAUCAGAAAUAGUAUUACACUUUGUUGAAAAAUAUAAAAUGAUGAUUGUGAAGGUCUAAUCCAAAUUUGAAUUAAAACGCUUAUGCAAAGCAGUUGGAGCUAGUGCUUUAUCAACAUUGUCUGCACCUAUGCCAGACGAAUUAGGAACAUGUGAUCGAGUCCAUGUACAAGAAAUUGGUAGUUAAAAAGUUACUAUCUUCGAAAAGCAAAGUGACACUUGCAAAUUAGCAACUAUUGUUUUAAGAGGAGCAACUUAAAAUCUCUUAGAAGACAUUGAAAGAGCCAUUGAUGAUGGAGUCAGUUGCUAUAGAUCAUUAAUUAAGGAUUCAAGAUUUGUUUAUGGUGGAGGAGCUACAGAAAUUAAAUUAGCAUAACAAUUAGAAUAAGAGGCAAAUAAAAUUAAAUCUAUUGAUUAAUACGCUUAUAGACAAUAUGCAUAAGCUUUUGAAAUUAUACCCAGAAUCUUAAUUGAUAAUGCUGGUUUAGCUCAAAAUGAAAUGAUGGCUCAAUUGCACAAAUUGAAUUCAGAGAAACCUCAUUCAUUGAACAUUUCUAAUGGAACCUUAACUCCCUCAAGUGAAUUAAAAGUGUUUGAUCACCUUAAAACCAAAUGGUGGGCUAUCAAACUAGCUACAGAUGCUGCCAUCACUAUCUUGAGAGUAGAUUAAAUUAUUAUUGCCAAACCAGCUGGAGGACCAAAGAUGCCAGAUAGAGGACACUGGGAUGAUUAAGAUUGAGUGUGAUCAAAUAAUAAAUCAUAGCAUAGAUAUUAUCAAUAAUUUCUUUA